UUCGUAAAAUUUGAAGGCUUUUCGUGCAAAAUGGUCAAUGGAAGGUUUUACUUUGAAAAUGCUUUGAAGUGUAGAAAAUUUAAAAAAAUAUUCAAAUAACUGAUCCUAUUUUAGUUACAAGUGCGUAGUGGUCAGAAUUGAGUGUCCAUAUGAAUUCUAAUGGAUACAAAUCGGUAUAUUGCGUCAAGUGUAAAACAAUAAGAGUUUCCCCAGUGGAGCUAGGUGUUCUUGUCUUGUAAGAAUGUAAAAAUCGAAAACGGGGAAUAAGGUGUCAAGUUUGGAUUUAGAAACAAAGCGAACAAAUGGUGCAUAAAAAGUGAAAAUGAAUAGUCUACUGUUCCAAAUUUCAUCAUUCUCAGUUCUUUUCGGCCAUUCGGAAGCGAUUCCCGUCCCAAAUCGUCCUUUUGGUGAAAAAAAUGUAGCCUUGUUUAGUGUGCUCACGUGUAUUGGAAUCGGUGCCGUCAUUGGCAUGUGUGUUUUCUGUAAGAAGAAAAAAGGCCAUUUUAAGAAGUUCGAAAACGAUGGUAACAUAGAGGAAGUUAAGAAUACCGAGUAUCCUAUUCUAAAAUCUUUGAACUCGCUGGAUGCUAAAAAAUCUGGCGCUAUCAUCCCGAGCAGUCCUACGAAUCUAUCGACUGAUAAUCUUUUGGAUCAAACGGUCCAAUAUCAAAAUGAAUCCGUAUCAUCACACGAAUUGGAUGGCAUCGAAAACUACCACCUGCUGCAAUACCAGAAUGAAAACUAUGCGAAAACUCAAUCGGCUCGUCAUGUUGGCAAAGAAAAUGUAUCCAAAGACGGGCAGGAUUUGUCAACAGUGCUGCAGGACGAUAACGAUGAUUCAAACUCCAAUAUGCUUUUGUCCAGCAAAGAAUCGUUGAGUUCAGCGUCUCCAUUGCCGGGAACUAAAACCAGUUACUCAAUAGAGCAGGAAACCGCCUCACUGAAGAAUUCGGUUGGUUUCGGAGACGAGAGGCCGUUGAUUGACCGCUGCUCGACGGACUUGGAAACGGGCGGUAUUGAUGAGGAAGAUUAUUCUGAACCAAUGAACAUGUCAACCCCACCGCCGACGCGACUCGAUGACAUUACGAUCAGCAUCAGCGAAAGGGCAAGCUUCUACGAUGAGCCUACAUCUGCAGCGACAGGCACAACCAAGGAAUGUGGUGCUCAUGAGGAUGUAACGCCAAUGGAUAGUCUGGAGGAUAAUUCAUCCGUUCAAGAAACCAAUAGUAUAGAAGAGGCACUUCGUGCAUUGGACAUCGCUAUUGAUGGCGAAGAUGAGAGCGAUGACAGCGAUGAUGGAUCCAAUUUCGUGGAUUACCCAGAGGACUUUGGGAAAUUGGCAGAUCACAGGAAUGAUACUGAAAACCGGAACGCAAUCUGUGAUGAAAAGAACUCGUCCUCCGACAGUGGUAUGGAUGAAAUUGAGAUUAGUGAAAAAGUUACCACUCCAGAUAUAAUGCUGCAUGAAUUGGUACGAGAGGAAGCGACCAAAUUAGUAGAUGAAAUAUUACUUUUAUGCCAAAGUCGAAUUGAAGAAAUCAAGGAAUGUGAAGAAAAGGAACUAUUGGAAGCGGAAGUUCCAAUGGAUGAUGAUUUUAAUGAUUUCAAUAGUGGAGUGGUGUUGGAAUGUAGCACACCUUUUGUCGCAAGGAAAGCGUUCGAUGUGAUGGAGGCAAAUAGUAAGCCAAUGGCCAAGCAAGCCCUGUUCUGUGAUGCAAUCGAGAAAACCUAUGUGAUGGCUGAUGGUAUCGAGCAGCUGGGCGACUCAAACAGUGAUAAUAAACAACAUCAAGAGGAAAGUGAAAAUGCUUUUACUAACUUUAAUAAGCCAAAUGUUACCAAGGAUAAUGAUGAGGAUGAUGGCGAUGAUGAACUAGAGCAAAUAUACCCAGUGAAUGAAACGGUUACAAUGUCCCAAAUAAAUGCAACGCACACACUGGCUAAUCCAUCUGAUACAUUUGUGAAAGACCAAGGGUAUAGCUUACCGGAGAUCAUGGUCGAUGCAAUGGUGGAUGAUGCUGCCUCUGAUAAACCAACCGCGACGCCGAUGAAUACCCCAAUUGAGCUAGGAUGUCCGACAACGGCUGACUGGGACCGGUGGCUAUCGGCCAGUGCAACGGCCUGCGAAAUUGACGAUGAAGAUUUGAUCAUCCAAGGACAAGGCGAUGAGGAUUACUUUAGUGGCCAUACGUACGAUGCCGGUUGGUUUUUACAUGCACAGCCUGGAUGCAGCGGAAGCGCGGCCAAUAACAACGACUGCGACAGCAAUGAAACGUACGAUUUGGAUGAAAAUAAUGAUAACCUCGAUUCGACGUACGAUUUGCUAAGAAAACAGUUGGCGGAAAUGCUGCCACAUGCGCAGGGUACCAAAGAAGCCGUAGAAUGUUUUGAAGAAAAUGACACUAGUCCUAAUCACUAUGGAAUUCAAUACGGAGAUCUGGAUGAAGCUAGCAAUGCACCAUCAACAUCAGCGGCAAAAGAUAACGAAAUGAUAAUAAACUAUAAGCGAACUCUGUCACCCAUCAUAGAGGAGAGCGAAGACGAAUCAUUUUAUAACAAAACUUCAUACUACAAGGAAGCUUCCCAUUACAUAGAGAGCACCAGCACUGGAUGUAUGGAGUCUCUCACGGCAAUGGGAGUGAAUAAAAAUCUGAUGGCCUCGAACGAUACGCUUUUCAACUUUGAAGAUGUGCUGGACGAGAUCUUAUCACCGCGUGUACCAUCACAGUCACAUACACCUACCAAUCGGGAUAGGGAAAUUCCCGAUUACUUUUUACGAUCUCCCCGUCAUGAGUUGUCCACAACGGAGUCCGGUACAAGCACUAGUGAAGGCAGGCAACCCCCGAAGAGUCUUGAUUAUGCACCGCAACGAGCACGGGAUUCUUCACUCAGUUCCCCAGGCGAUCCAACUAGGGUUGACUUUUCUCAAGAUUCCACUUUCACUUUAGAGGAAAAAACCUGCAUUUCGUUAAGCAAACCCAACGAGGAAGACGAAAGGAUUUCGGAGAUUUCCGAACCGAUUCUUGUGUCGUCUUCUUCGGGUCUAAACAAGCUACAGGACGAUAACAAUAGCUUGAUGGACGAAGAAAUAGUUUCUAUCGAAGAUGAUUCCUUCGAUGAAAUACUAGAGAAAGAAAAACCAUUAGAAAAUGAGCAGUAUAAUCAUUUUUUAGAUUUACAUAACGCUGCAGCAGAGUCCGUACUAAGCCUAGAGCCACCCGAGCCAGAUGAAAAUUUUGAUCCUACUACUACCGUAGGCAGCACCGGACAGGAUGCGGUGCUUCUGCAGAACAAACUAAACUUAGAAAAUACAUACAAUAAUCGGGGUAUUGAUGAACAAGUGGUAAUCGAAUCCAUUGAUCGAUUUUUGCUUAAGUCCAGGAAUAUUAGUUUGCCAGAAGACAAAAGUACAAAUCCCUUGGUUAAUGGUCACAUAAGUAGUGGUAAGCUAACCAGUAGAUCUGAUGGUAAGAACAUUUGUAUAAACUAUGAUAACUGAGCUAGAACUAUACAUCAGCAAUGUUGUAGAAAUUAAGGUAAAUAAUGGAACCUAAUAAAACUGUUAGAUAUUUAUUAAUGAUUGAUACACUGCAAAACCCGAAUAGACACUGGUUCUGAUUGACGAGAAAUAGUAAUAAUUA
This is a messenger RNA of Ochlerotatus camptorhynchus, 3641 nucleotides long. RefSeq lists its product as uncharacterized. The record is from RefSeq and is a predicted model, not a curated record. The transcript is spliced from 7 exons. The coding region runs from base 323 to 3499 and encodes 1058 amino acids. NCBI's taxonomy places the organism in Eukaryota, Metazoa, Arthropoda, Insecta, Diptera, Culicidae.